CUGGUGGCAGAACGAGGCUGAUGGCGCCAACCUGUGAAGGGAGAGAAGAUACCGAUUUUUCGUAGGCCAUUUUAUGCUGACUAUUCAUCCGAUCUUGAACAGCAAGAGAUAAAAUGUUGGGCUUGACGUCCAUUUUGCAAGAGGAGGAGUCCUCUAACAAUGUCCCAUUGCUAACACAGAUCAAGCAGGAAUCACCAUACGACAGUGGCUACCUUUCCCCGGGGCCCCUUGUUCAAAGAUCUGUGAUUCCAUCCGGACAGAUGGCACUACUCUCCCAAACACGGACCAGUCCAGUCAAGUCAAUGAUUUCACAGCGCCCUAUUGAUCAGUUGAAUGUUGACAAUUUACAGAAACCACCAGUGUAUGAAGAUGUUGGAAUAUCUGAAGAAUGGGAGAAAGACUUUUUUGCAAAUUUUGAAGAAAAUCUGUUUAGCUUAGAUCUAGAUGAACAAGUGUUAGAUGAUAUUCUGAAGUCACCAAAAGGUAAAGUGGCUUUGAAAGAAAUAAUCAACUCCCCUAAAGGGAAAGCCAUUAUGAGCUCACCAAAAGGUAAAAAACUAAAGGAGAGAAUGAGGUUAUUUGACGCACAUCCAGGUCAGGAAGAACUUACAUCAGUGUCGGAUCACAGUCGGGGUAUUCUUUGUCCAGCAGACACCAACAAACCUGGAAUAACGCCCAUGAAACCUGAUGCUCAGCGAGCUCUUAAAAUGUCGAAGAGAAAACUUAGUAUGGGGACAAUCAACCAGCCAUUGAGACCAUCUUUCACCAACUCCUUACCAACUCUUGCACCUGCCAUCAAUGAAAAUGAUCAACCAGUUGUCUGGCCAUCGCAGGAACGACUGAAAUUUGCCCGCAGUAAUUUUAAAGACAUUUUGAGGAAGGCUGUACAGAAAGUAGAAAGUGCAGAAGCUGCAUUCAAGGCUCAGCAAAAGAUGAAGUCAACAACAACCACAACAAAGACAGGUCGACGUCAAAAAGGAAAGUCAGAUAAAUAUCCGCAGUUAUCAAAAGCAUUAUCACGUCCCAGCAUUCCAAAUGAUUCUGAUGAUCAACAACCAACUCGUAAGUCAGAAAGGAAGUCACACAUGUCUGCAGGGUUGCUGUUGUCAGGAUGUAAUCUCCAGGAUGACUGGUAUAACCCAGAAGAAGACGAUGAUGAUGAAGAUUGGCGAGGGGACUUGCCAUUUACAGGCUUCAAACAAGCAACAAAAAGAAGGAAAAAGAUGAUCACCGGUCAGACAAAACGGCGGAAAAGUUCAAAUUCACACAACACAGUGAGAUACGGAAAAUAUUAAAUGUCUAUAUUGUGAUAUAUUCUUUCUAAAAUAUGAAAAAGAAAGACAAUUUUUUGUACUAAAAUGUACUUGUGAUAGGUGUUAUUUUAUGAUUAUUAGAUCUUUACAGGAAUCUGUGUUUGUACUGGUCAAGCAAUUAAUGAGUUCUAACUAUAAUCUCAGUGCAAGAAAGCUGUAUUUCCAUAGCCAUAAAUUAUAUGAAUGGUAGAAAUUAAUGUCUAGUACAGUAUAUACACUUUAUAUGAGAACCUGGCUGUACUACUAACAUGUCGCAUGGAACUUUUAAAAUGCUAGGUUUUGGUCACUUUCCAAAAUUUCCUGUUUAUAUGUAUAUGUAUGUUUAUAUGUAAGUAUUGAAAAACAAUGUGCAAUAAACCAUGAUGAUCCUGUUAUGGUGCAAAUCUAAUAUCAGUAUGAGAAAAAAGUAUGUAAUGAACUCGCUUAAAAACAUCAGCAUGAUAUGUGUCUGUCAUUCUCGUCUUAAUAGUCCUUUUGUUUCUUUUACUUGAAAUUAUUACUGGGUCUUAAUAAAAAUUGUGGCCCCAAUGAAAUUUGAAGUUCUACAUAUGAUAAGGUAUAAUUUGUGUAUAAAUGUACAUUUAUUUUCACUGAAUUUAAGGGGGCGAGGGAUAUCAUAAUAGCUUAGCUCAGUUGCUUAAAUGGGUUGAUUAUUCAAAAUACUUUUAUUGAUUAAGAAUAUGGAUGUUAUUUUUCUUGAGGUUUAAUACCAUUAUGGAAGGACUCCCUAAUAAUACUGUAUUCUAAAAUUUGUUUGAUGGAAGGUCUUGUAUAAUAAAACUACUUUUAGUGUUACAUGAUUAAUAAAUGAAUUUUGAAGGUUGAUUCCAGACUUUAUGCAAGGACUACAUAUAGGGGUCUGUAAGAUAAUUUGUUGAAGCUUAAGUAUAGGCAAACAAAAUGGAUUUGAAAUUCUGUUUAUACCAAGGGGUUGUGAGUUAUAUGCCUGCUAUAUGUAUUGUAUAUAAUAUCUAUAUUCUCUAGUGAUGAUUUAGUGUAAAAUUAUGUAAAAGCUAUAAUUAAUGGUGUAUCAUCAAUAGAAUUAAGAAAUUGAAUUUUUUGCAUACAUGUUAUUUCAUAUUGGAGAAGUUUUUCUUAGAUUUAUAUGUUAUAAUUAGAGUUCUUUAGCUGUAUUUCAUAAGUUAGAUCUUUUUUAAACCCAUUUUCACCCCAUCACCAGAAACCAUAGCAACCAGGCCUACAACAUUUACAACAGUAAGGUAUGUAAAUUUAAAGGAUAAAAAAAAAAAUAUCACAACAGAUAAAAGUGUGUCAAGUCAAGAGUUGUAUCACUGUGUCAUUUAAUCUUAAUUGUAGUAUUCCUCAUGACUUUGUGCAUAAAUUCCCAAGUGCCUUUAUAAAUGCUAAGUCCAAAAUAUUUUUUUUUUACUACCAGUAUGCCUCAAAAUAUAACGUUGAGAUGAAUUUCAACAAGCUUUAAGAAUUCUGGAUCAUGGUCAAAUGUAGAAUACUUUCAUAUACUGUACAGUGUAAAUGUCAAAAAAGCCAAAUAUAGCAUAUAUUUUCAUUCAUUUGUUGAAAAAAUUAUUAUUUUUUUGUCUGGUGAAGUUUGAAAACAAAUUAGAAUAUUUGUAAAUAUUGUAUUAUAGGGGAGAUAACUGUGACACCUUUAUAAUGCUUUACUGUAAUCAAAUGUAGUCAGAAAUUAUCUUAUAUAAGGGAAUACCCUAAUGCUGAUAUGGUACAUGACUAUAUAUGGAAAUAUAGAAUAGAAUACCUAGGUAUAUAGAUUUAUUGAUGCACAUUUAAAUAGAAUCUGUCAAUGUUGUCAUUGAUUAAAAAUUAAGUAUUAAAACAAAAGCAUUCAUGGGACGGUCCAUUAUUUGCUGGAGUCCUAUGAUAUGGAUUAGUUUUUUUCCCUACUUAAUCUAAUGCAGACCUAAAGUGAUUUGAAAACAAUGCUUUCAAAUUAUUAUUUUUUUUUUUUAAAGAAAUGUCUCCAUGUUACUGAGGAGGCGUAUGAAAUUCCCCGUCACUAGUAGUAAAUUUCAGUACAUUGUUACCCUGGUAAGAAGUAACAGUUAUGUUGUAUUAUUUAUUAUAUUAGCCUGUUGCUAUUCUCUUUAUAAUGGAAUGAUAAAAUAAAACAGUAAAACCUA
Molecule: messenger RNA, 3433 nt
Organism: Pecten maximus
Lineage: Eukaryota; Metazoa; Mollusca; Bivalvia; Pectinida; Pectinidae
Exons: 2
Coding region: 114-1295 (393 amino acids)
Source: RefSeq, a predicted model, not a curated record